AUGGACACCGAAGAUUCGGUGCAAGUCGACUUGGGCAUAGGGACAUCUACUUCCAACCCCACACUACAUGCCAGCAUCCGCUUCCGACCAAUCACAAUCCGAUUCACUGAACCUGGAGUACCUGACCUUCGCCUCCCUUUACACUCUAUCACUUCUUUACGCCCUCUCCAUCCUCCUCCCACCUCAACCUCUGCAGCCGACGAAAACUUAAUUUUCGAUGUAGAAGAAGCACCGUUGUCCUCGACACAACCUUCAAAAUCCUCGAUCACUGAAUUGAUAGCAGAGUUGAACGAAAGAGGGUUGAUGGGAGAUGAAUUCGUCCGAACGCUCAAAGAGAAGAUGGCUAAAAGUCGGGAGAGUGUGAGGGAUCGGAGGCUGAGGUUGAUUCAUGCGGGGAGGAUAUUGAGGGACGGGGUGAAGCUGGUGGGCUAUUUGGAUGAAUUGGAGUUGCAGCAGAAGAUUCAGAGGAGGGGGAUGUUACGGCAUUUGGCUCUUGAUAAGGCUUCCGCGCGCACCGACUCAGACAUCGGAGAGAAUGGGAGGAGGGAUAGCGAAGAUAAAGAUGAGGAGAGUGAAGGAAGUGCUGCAGGACCAGGAGAGGAAGGUGAAGAGAAGGAAGGGGAGAAAGAUGCGGUGGAGAAGAAAGAAAUGCCCGUUCGAGACUUGAUCGAUUGGCUUUCGAGUCAAGCUAACCCAGAUGAAACAGAUGGCAAUGACGCUGGUCUACCGCAAGAGAUAGGGGGAAAGAGAAAGGCAAAGGGUAAAAGCCGCGAACCAUCAUACUACGACGAUCUGGUCCGACUCACAAUCCGUACUGCACCCGCCGUAUACCUCCAAUGUUCAGUUGGUGAAGUCGAGUCCCAGCCGCAGCCAUCUCCGUCCUCUCCCGCUGCACCCGCCUCCGUUCCCCUCAUCGACGGAUUCGGCCCAGACCCAUCCCUCGAAGAUCCUCUUAAUCCCGACAGUCUCUCUACAGACCGAAAUCGUGGCUUCAACCGACUCCUAGACGCCGGCCUGUCCCCAACUGAAAUCUCCACCAUCCGGUCCCAAUUCCGCUCAACCCAUCCCCUCCCACAAUCAUACGACCUGAUCCAAUCCCGCGAGCAUUCCCAACACCUGCUCGAAAUGGAAGAAAGCUGGAUGGACAAUUUCACUUCCACCACCACCGCUAACCCCACACUUCCCGAAUUCGGAGAGGAAGGAGGUGGAGGAGGAGCAUAUAUGACAGUUUUUCAGGGACUUCUCGUGGGGUUCUUUGUGCCGCCGCUGGUGCCAUUGUUUUGGUUCCGGGACAAAGCGCAUCCGAGCUCGAUACCAAAUAGUUUGGGGGAAGGGGAUGAGGGAGAGGGAGCGGAUGAUGAGGAAGAAUGGGAGAGGGAGAGGGGCUUGAUGAUGAGAGAAGCUGUUUUUGGCGGGACUAUGCAGGUUGCGGUUCUGUUUGGGGUUGUUGCUAAGUAA
Messenger RNA from Ustilago hordei, 1458 nucleotides. RefSeq lists its product as uncharacterized. Bases 1 to 1458 code for a protein of 485 amino acids. Gene Ontology annotation, molecular function: protein binding. The transcript has a single exon. Gene Ontology annotation, biological process: protein processing. The record is from RefSeq and is a predicted model, not a curated record. NCBI's taxonomy places the organism in Eukaryota, Fungi, Basidiomycota, Ustilaginomycetes, Ustilaginales, Ustilaginaceae. Gene Ontology annotation, cellular component: endoplasmic reticulum; Dsc E3 ubiquitin ligase complex.